Messenger RNA from Acanthochromis polyacanthus (spiny chromis), 4380 nucleotides. RefSeq names its product heparan sulfate glucosamine 3-O-sulfotransferase 2-like. Gene Ontology annotation, molecular function: [heparan sulfate]-glucosamine 3-sulfotransferase activity. The transcript is spliced from 2 exons. The record is from RefSeq and is a predicted model, not a curated record. NCBI's taxonomy places the organism in Eukaryota, Metazoa, Chordata, Actinopteri, Pomacentridae. Bases 374 to 1483 code for a protein of 369 amino acids.
AAGAUGCUCUGACGUCACGCUGUAGAAAUCUUUUCCUGUCUCUCAGCCGGUUUGCAGCUGACAGUCCGCUCAAGUUACCGGAGAGAGAAGCUCCCCACUGCCGCCUCCCGCUGCUGCCCGGUGACCAUGGAAGCGUCCAGGAGUUUCCAAAGAGGACGUCGCUCCACAACUCGGUGCGCAGCGGUGACCGCGUCUCCAGCUAAUGAAGUGAGGACGUGGAGCUCAGAGAGAUCGUGUUAAUGCGCUCCGUGUUUGACUAGAUGAAGUUUGCUCAUGUAUUCCUGCUCUCAGCUCAGCCCCUGAAAACACAACCAGAGAAGAAGAAGCGCAAAAUCCAAUUAGAAAACCAUGCACUGUUCAUGUCCAUGGAGAGAUGGCAUGCGUGCUCCUCCUCAGUCGACUUCUGCCCUUCUCACACCGGCUCAGAGGGACGUCCGUGUGCUUAUUAUCCCUUUUCCUCUCAUAUUUGUGCUACUGUGCUCUGUUCCCUGACAGCACCGUCAUGCCAAAGUCAGGUGAUCCGACGCCAAGCUGCGAGCGCGCCGAUGGAGCCAAAAGGCUGCUUCAGAGAUCCGUCUCCUCCUGCGUCUCGCCGUUGGAUGCGAGGACGAGCAGCGUGGAGGCAUCUCGACUGAAACCCGACCAAAGAGCCCGUUCCUCCGUGCACACCGACACGCCCAGCCCUCCCAUGAGUAAUCUAAAGUUCGGCAAUAAAAAGUUACCCAAUGCCAUUAUAGUUGGAGUGAAGAAAGGAGGCACCAGAGCGGUUCUGGAGUUCAUCCGCAUCCAUCCGGACGUGCGCGCUGCUGGCACCGAGACGCACUUCUUCGAUAGGAACUAUGACAGAGGCCUGGAGUGGUACAGAGGUCUAAUGCCAAGGACGCUUGAAAGCCAAAUCACAAUGGAGAAGACGCCAAGCUACUUUGUGACUAAAGAGACGCCUCACCGGAUCUCUGCCAUGUCCCAAGACACCAAACUCAUCGUGGUGGUGCGAGACCCCGUCACUCGAGCGAUAUCAGAUUACACCCAGACUUUAUCCAAAACUCCCGACCUGCCCAGCUUCCAGGAGCUGGCCUUCAGAAACCAGAGCCUGGGCAUUGUGGACAUGUCCUGGAACGCCAUUCGCAUCGGCCUGUACGCUUUACACCUUGAAAACUGGCUCCGCUACUUCCCGCUGGCUCAGAUCCACUUUGUGAGCGGCGAGCGUCUUAUCACGGAUCCAGCAGGGGAGCUGGCUCGGGUGCAAGACUUUCUCGGACUAAAACGCAUCGUCACCGACAAACACUUCUAUUUCAACCGCACCAAAGGCUUCCCUUGCCUUAAAAAGCCAGAGAGCAGCGGUUCGCCUCGCUGUCUUGGCAAGUCCAAGGGCAGAACUCACGUGCAGAUAGACAGGGAUGCUAUCGAACAGCUGCGGGACUUCUAUCGACCCCACAAUGUCAAGUUCUAUGAAAUGGUGGGACAUGAUUUUAAGUGGGAGUAGAGGUUUGAGACUUAUUUUUACAUGGCACAGGAGAGAUUUAUUUAUUCCACAAAUGUUCUUUGAAAAAUGUUUUGCCUUCAGUAAUGCGUCGUGGCUAAGGCGAGUAAGUAACUAUCAGCAGUCUCCAGACAGUUUUUCGAGCGAAACAGCGGAGGCAGUGUUAUUCUUUGAAGUGACUCUAAUGAACGGAGCCAGAUCUGAGAUGACAUUGCCUUUUGCACUUGUAAUGAUCACUUACCAGCAUCAGCACCCUGUUUCUCGCUAGAUACAGCCAUCAUUUCAGCUUCAGGAUCACGUGGUUUCCGUUUGUGUUACUGUACAUUGCUGCUGACUGGAUUGCUGACUGCUUCAUAAAAAAAAGAGAGAAGGAGAGAGGAAAUUCCAGGGAAUGGGAUUAGUUCUUCUUAAAAACUGCUUCACUAAUCAAGGCAGGGUUGAAAGCAAGACCUUGGAAAAUGUCAGUGAAGUCUUCAGGGAGAGCAGAAUUAAGCUGCAGCGCUGUGGUGGUAAAUCCAAAAUGUAAAGCCAUGAGGCAAGUAUGAAGUAUAAGUACUUACUGUUCAGAUUUUACAGAGUGAAAGAUAUUUUAUUUUCCAUUCUUGCCGGCAUGAAUCAGAUAAGUUAGAACACGCUGUAAAAAGCAGCGCCUCACUUUGGAUCUCUUUGUAUUCUGUGCUUUGUUUGCUAAAAUUCAUGUUUUUUAUUUUGUUACAAGAGCAUUUAAUCACCGAAUUAACCACAAUGCUUGUCCAUGAUCCACAUUAAAUGAAACAGAAGCACAAUUUAUGAAACUGUCUCAUCCAAAGCUUUGACCUUGGUAAACUGAACACAAAAACCCCCCGUCUGUUCUCCCUGUCUUUAUUUGAUGCUUAAAAAACACAACACACCAGAACUGAAAAUUUCACAUCACCCAAAUAAUCUGAACCUGCAAAUUACCUCCCUUUAUUCACAUCUAGCUUGCACGGUUACGGUUCAGACCACCACCCUUUGAGGUUUUAUUGCAUUCUGUAAGGUUUGUUGUGUGCCUCGGUGGUGGUGUAGGAGCAUGAGUGGGUGUAGGUGUAAGGAAUUUCAAUCACUUUUCAAAGACAAAGCAGGGAACACCUAGUUGUGGCGGGUUAUCAAAUAGAUUCCGGGACUGCGUUCCACGAGAUUGCAGCGAAAAGUUUGGAUUUGGCUACACGGUGUGAAUACAAAAAGCAAGAGUGUCUGAGUUUGAGCCAGAUUGAUGCUGCAAAAACAAAGGAAAAACACUACGUGAUACAUGAGCGGGGAGAAGGAAGCAGUGUGUGGUGUACAGUUGGCUACUUACAUUCUCCAUCACGCAUAUUAGAGGCAGUGCUUUGGAUUAUGUUUUAAACAUAUGCUUUAAAUUAAAGUGUAAUUAUUUCAUUCACAGUGUACCAACAUCUAUGUUCAGUUCUACAAGAGGGAAGAACUUUUUACUUAUUAAAAGGUAACAAGGCAGGAAAAAAAAGAAAUGACAUCACAUUAUAAAUGAUUUAAAGGCUAUAGUUAGAUUGUGGAGUUGCAGUUAAAAAGUCUUAUACAUUGCAUAUAGACUGCAUUGGUUCAGCUUCUUUCGUACAAACAGAACAGGAAAGGGUUGCUCAGUAUUUUUUAUGUGUAUCACUUAACCCACAAACCUCAGAUGUAAACUUUAAGUCAUAUCUCACAGGUGCUUCAUUCUAUUAGUGCAUUUUUUUUGUGCAUUUUGUUCCUAAUGACGUCAUAUUAUUGUUUUCUGUCCAAACCAUCCAGUUCCAUCCAUGCAGUUUCAAUAGAGAGAACUAUUAAAGUUUGCCAUGAACUUGGUAAAUAAACCUAAUGUGCUCUGACAACAAGUCAAACAUUGCUCCACUACAGUGACUGCUGUCAUGAUAAACGUUUAAUGAGUAUCAGGAUAAGCAUUUAAGUUCCAUUAUGCAUGAGAUAACUAAAAUAUUGUGUCUUGCAUACGACUGACAUGGUGUGAGUGUAGGGAAGAAGUACUAAUGUAACUCUGGUUGAAGGCUGCAGAAGGUGGAGUUUGAAAGGAGAGAUAUUAGAUGUUUGCUGAGCUCCACGAUGUGAAAUAAAUGUCGAAAAUAAGUCCGUAAUAUAGUUUUAAAUGGGAUCAAAUUGGGAUUUUUUUUUAGGACAACAAUGACAGUAAGGAUCAUGGUGUUACUGAAAUUUUUAGACAAACUACAGCAAUAUUCAUAACUUUAUUUGUACAGCACCCAAGCUUACAAAGUGCUUUGACAGACAAAGCCAAAGCUGGAUACCCAGAAGGCAAAAAUAUCAAAAGGAAGCCAGAUAGUGAAGCCAAACAAAGCAAAGCGGAAUUAAGUUGAAAUGAAGAUAAAAGUUAAAAGAAAAUGAAUAAAUAGAAAACAGUCAUAAAUACAAAUAAAAUAAUAAAAAAGCAAUAAAAACCUUAAUAAGCAAUAGAAGGAGGACAUCUCAUAAAAGCAAGUCGGUAAAAAUUGGAUUUUCAGAAGUGAUUGAAACGACUGAUUCUGGGAGUCUUAUCUCCUCAGGCAGGUCGCUGCAGAGUCACUCUAAAAUUUAAGCCUCAACCUUGGAACGGUUCAAAGGGCUUCACCUGAGGAUGGAUCAUAUUAGGUCAACAUUUCUGUUAUCAUGCAGCUCAGGGCCACAACCAGACGGGCUGCUCUUAAAACUCCAAAUGGACAGGGAACCAAUGGAAAUGUAAUGUCGUCUGCUAAAACCUGCAUAAAUAUAACAAGAAAUCAUUUCACUUGAGAGUAAUACCAGAAUCAAACAAUGCUACAUAAGGUUUAAAGUACUAUUGUGUAUUGUACUACAUGCAUAUUAAUUAACUUUACGUUUCCGAAAAGAAAAAUCAUCAUCAGUUACACAGCUGAUAAUAAAUUAGUUAACUUCUGUUAUAA